UGGUCUGGCCGCGUCCUGUCGUCUCUGUCGUCGUGAAACUUUCUGACUUUACUUCGUGCUAUGGUUGUAGGUUUGCAUUACCUAAGUUCACAGUAAGUAUGUUGUGUACAUUUAGUUCCUUCAUCGGCGAAAGAAGAGACGCCCAAAAGAGUUGGUGCGGUGAUUAAAAAACAGUUAAUGCCUUCAUAACGGAAGCAUGGCGGUAAAGGAGGCCAGGGAAGCCCAGUCAGCAUGGGAGGACCCACUGCGUGGCGGCCAGGGCAAGCGGCACCCCAUCAUCCUGCAGCAGAGUGUCACCAUGCUGGCCUACAUGGACAAGAACAACGCCUCUGCCCAGAAAACCCCCACCUCCUUUUGGGAUUCCAUGGGUGUGACCCACUCCAGGGACCUCCCCAUUCUAGUCGGGGCUGCCACAGGUGCCAUUGGCCUAAUUGUGAUCAUCCUGACAGCUGUGGUUAUAUGGCAUUGCUGCACACGGAACGGCAGUAACGACAAAGCCUAUGUUGUGGAGAACCUGAGUCGCAGCAGCAGUGUGUCGAGACCAGCCACAUCAAACAUGGUGCAGAGUGACUCUGUGAUCUUCCUGAGCGCCAAGUCUCGCCGGCCGACUGGCAGCCGAAUGGACGAGGCCAGCCCAAGCACGGAAGCUGCAGAUACCAUGUCCCAGCUGCACUCAGUCCACAUUAGUCACAGGGGUGGGGUGAGUGACUCCCACCUGAUAGCUUUGGAGGCCGCCUGCAAAGGAAAAGAUGGGGAUCAGCACCCGGAAGGCCCGAGGCUCUGCAAUGGCUUUGUGGGGCGGCCCCUGAGCGAGUGCGGAGUCCGCACAAUGGGCUUUGUGCAGCCCUCCUCUGUACCCAGCCUUGAUGGGGAGGUGACCCUGCAGGUGCCCUCCCUCAGUCAGUGCAGCUCCUACAACCCUCUUGACGAGUCCCUCUACAACCCGUACGGGAGCAGUGAGCUGACGUUGAAGACACGGAGCCUCCCCUCCUGGGGCCGCUCUAAGCAGCGGCCGCUCUCCACCGAGGAUGACAUUGGCGAGCUCUACGCCAAGGUGAACUUCAGCAAGCGCCGCAAGAACCGGAUGCGCAACGACAGUGCGGCGGCCAUAGCUGCCACUCGCAGCUACCACCAGCAGCGCUACCUGACGCCCUUCCACACACUGCCCUCCGCCCACAAUGACACCGACUCGCUCGUAGACAACGAGGCAGUGGUUGUCUAUGACGAGCGUACCGCCGUCUGAAAUGCAACACGCAAUGCCUUCUCGCUUGCACAGGGUCGCGGGAGCAGACGGACCCACCACGGCUUCCCACCGUAGCGGGUCCGUCUUGGCACUGCCGUUUGGUGUUCUCGGUUUGUGCUUGUCAACGGUCGUCCUCCCAAACAGCUUUGCAGCUGAUGACUGCACGUUUGUUUCGAACGAAAAGUUUCUGACUUUUGGUUUGCUGGCAGGUGUGGUGACAGGACCAUUUUUUCAGUAGCGAAGGGUACGAGCUAAAUGUCAAAGUGCCGGGCAUUGCAAUCUUGGUAAUUCCAGUGGCAUUUCCGAGUAACUCGUGCACCUGUUUGAAGUGUCUUGGUAUUUUUGUAAACUCGGAGCGUCGUCUCCUGCAGCCUUGCUUGAACUACAGCUAGUGUGCAUUUAGCCGGGCUACAAACAAAAAAAGAAAAGAGAAAAGGCUUCCUGGUCACAACCACCGCCAUUAGGUGGCAGAGAUUUCACACCUUGUUUACCUUUGUUGAGCUGUUUUAUAAGCAAGUUGUUGUGGUAUAGAUCCCAAGGAAUAUUCUCCUUUGUGGUUGAUUAGCCCCAUAGACUUCAUUAACAUUCCUUUUGUAUGGGUCCCAGCAUUCAGGGGCUGCAAGCCUGGCAUGUAGAACAUGCCAUAGUCUUUGGGAGAGUGCAGCAGUUAAACUAAUCAUUAAUAUCUACUAAGUCAUUAUGUACUUUUGUUACUGCUUCAGCUGCUCUCAUCCCUACCCCACCAUGUUUUUGCUGGCUUUCAUCUACUUUUGUUGAUAUUUAUAGUUUUUAUAAUGUAAAGGGUGGUGUUCACUGGUGGUCAUAGCCGAGCCUCUGACCUCUCAGCAAGUGUUGACAGCGAGCGUCCACGGCACUUUGGUAAUGUGUGUUCCACAUCCUUGGAAUCAUUGUUCUUGGCAGACGACAGAUGGGAGCUCAUUCUGAGCGUGUGCUGUUACACUCGUGUAGGGCGACCAGUGAAUACCACCUACAAAGGGCUUUGGUGGUCGUAUCUAGUCACGAUACCCUAGGGAACCCCUGAUGUGAGUCGCACAUAUCUUACGUAAGCCUUGGACCUAGAUAUUCCAGUGAGCCUUAGCGAUUUAGUGUGCACCGUGAGAGUAUGCCUCGAUUUGGCAUCAUACUUUACUGCAUUGCACGGUGGUCUCAUUCUGUUUUCCGGGCACGACAAUCGCCCCGUCUGCCUCAGAGCUUCAGAGUCUCGCGGAAUAUCGGCAUGAACAAGGUCCCCAGAAACAUUUUUCAUAAUUGCGAGCAAAUUUGGGUCUUUCCCACAAGCUGGGCUCGGCGGACGAUAUUUUUAGACGAUCUCGUGGAGGAAAUAUUUUUGUAAGUGAAAUGUCUGUUCCUUCGCCAUGUUCCGACAAUGCAACGCAUUCCCAGUUCUGCAUCUGUGAAAGGGAAAUUGCCUUCAGGCUGUUGAUCAGAGGACCCGAGGUAAAGAAUCCUAACGUCACUACUAAGGGGGUGGGGCAUCUUAUUUUUCUUUGUACGUGCAAUAUAUCUAUUUUGUUUGUUUCAGUCAUUCCAGUGAUUGUUGUAUCGAGCUUGCUUGUUGGGCCACGCAAUUCAUCUUUGCAGAGAAUGUGCAUAUCCAGACUAACUGGAUCAGUGGGCCAACAAUAUGCUUCCACCUUUUAAAUGGAAGUGGUGGCAAUGGCAGACCCUCCAAUAAGGAACAUUUUUUUAUACCUACCUUUUUUUAUUCGCCUUCUGCGGCACGAGUUGGUGGCACGGGGACACCGAAGGCAUGUCGUGCUUGGGCAGACUCAUGGAGCCACGUGAAUUUGUUGUUCUGCAGCAUGCGACGAUUGUAAAAGGCAAAAUUCUUUAGAGAACUGUACUCGGUUUCAGCAUACAACACUGCCAAAGCUGCUGGCUACGAGUGUGUGCUUCCACCCUUGCUGUUCGUCGGCAUGUGCUCUCGCGUAAACGAGGCACUAUGCUCAUUUUUCCCUUACGAUUGAGCGCAGUGGACGCUACAAGUCAUUGUAGUCAAUCCAGAGCUUCAAGCAUAUUGUAAAGCUCUGCACUCCGCAUGUCCUUCCAGAAGGGCACACAACUUUAUUGUGGCAUUGGACAGGCUCUAAUGGCUGCUAGCAUCUGCUGCAGGUGCAUCAUAAGGAGAAACGGAGCAUAGGCAAAGCCGUAUACUCGCUGGCAGCUUUGACAGCAUUACACGCCGAGCAUGAAAUAGAGUAUAGUGACUCCAAAAGGUUUGUAGAAGUCUCUUUGCAUUGAAAGCAGAACGAAAAACAACAAGCAGGGGGUCAUAUAGUGGGCGAUAGCAAGGGUGUUUACAAACGAGUAUAGGAGACUAGUGACAGCAGCUUGGUGAACAAUGUGUAUAUGCACACCUGUGACGUACCCGUGGCUUGGUGUGGUCGGAGCAGCAAAGUACUACCCCUACUCAUCUACUGUAAUUUGACUUCAUUAAACUUGCUAACACAA
Messenger RNA from Ixodes scapularis (black-legged tick), 3715 nucleotides. RefSeq lists its product as uncharacterized. Lineage: Eukaryota; Metazoa; Arthropoda; Arachnida; Ixodida; Ixodidae. The transcript is spliced from 8 exons. The coding region runs from base 197 to 1243 and encodes 348 amino acids. The record is from RefSeq and is a predicted model, not a curated record.